This is a messenger RNA of Rhineura floridana, 4039 nucleotides long. It is a transcript of the gene TMEM35B, whose product is annotated as transmembrane protein 35B. The coding region runs from base 61 to 480 and encodes 139 amino acids. NCBI's taxonomy places the organism in Eukaryota, Metazoa, Chordata, Lepidosauria, Squamata, Rhineuridae. The transcript has 3 exons. The record is from RefSeq and is a predicted model, not a curated record.
CCUCCUCCCCCUCCCACCAGCAAGCUGCAGGGAAGGCGAGCGAGGGCGCCAGCCGGAGUCAUGGCGCUUCUUUUCUCCGCCAUCCGUGUGGUCCUGGGCCUUUUCUUUUCGCUCUCUGGAGUCGUCAAGCUGACCGAUCGGAUUUCAAGCGAAGUUUAUCAGCAGCUGAAAUCGCAAUUUGUGCAGUUUGCCGAUGUCUUUCCGCUGAAGGAGUUUGGCUACAAGCCAGAGCCAGGCCGGUACUUGGAAACGGUGGGCUGGAUAGAAGUCGUGGCUGGUUUCCUCUUGGCCUUUGGGCCUCAACUCUUGCAGGAAAUCAGCAAUUUUGUGCUCACUAUCAUCAUGAUAGGUGCCCUCUACACCCUCUUGGUUUUGAAAGAGCCCAUUGCCAUGUGUGCCCCUGCCACUGUUUGCUUGGGUCUUCUGCUUCUCCUCAAUAUCCGAGGAAGAGGAAGAUCGGCCAAGUCAAAGUUUGAGUGAGGGAGCAUGGGGAGUAGAUCUGGAGAGUUGGAAAUGAUGCUGUUGAGAUGGCACCUCUCUGUCCUGUUGGUGAUUUUCUGUCUGUGUGCACUCCGCCCCCCGCCUCAGUCCUUUCAAACUUGGCAUAAAUUGGAUCCCACGGAUGUAUAAUCCAGGAGGCCUUUGUGAACUUGAGAUCAUUGUAAAUUAGGGGUGGGGAACCUUUUUCCAGCCCGGGAGCCACAUUCCCUUCUGGAAAACCUUCCAAGGGCCACCGGCCACUGGUGGGCAGGGCCACAGGCCAAAGUGGGUGGAGGAACAGAUGAAAUGUUUACCUUUGUACAGUAGGCUAGUUUUCACACACACUCACACACUCUUUCAUCCUCUGUCCUGACAAGCAAGGGGGAUUAUUGGAAUUCAAGGACACGUCCUAGCCAGGCAAAAACGGGUGUGAAGCAGAGGGACUGAGGUUUGGGGAGAGGGGGUGUGGCACUGGGAGUGUCCCAUGGGCCAGACAGAGAGGACUGGAGGGCUUGAUGUGGCCCCUGGAGCUGAGGUUCCUCAUUGCUGCUGUAAAUCAAGGGCAGCCAGACUUUGGGGGCUUUCUCCUUUACCACUUUUGUCAGUGCUCAUUCUUUUCUUUGAUCUGGACAUUGUUUUCAGUGCUUAAACUCGUCAAGUGCUGUCUUUAUUUCAUAGCUUGGGGAAACGAAGGAAGGAAAUUGAGGUGGGCAGUGCGGGGGAGGGAGAUAAUAUUUGGGGAAAUCCUCACUGUGGGGAGGAGAGCCUGGCUGGGAGUCCAGUGUCUGAGAGUUCAAACCCCCACUCAUGUCUCCUGGGUGUCAAGGGCCAGCUAAAGAUCACCCCACAGUGAGUGGCUCACGGGUUACGUGCCCUGCCACCUGGGCAGCCGUGGGCAAGCUGCAUCGUCCCAAGGAGCUCAGUUGCCUCCCAGCUGGCAGUUGUGGACAAGGAAGGGGCUGGCUUGUGCAGCUGUGGCAAGCUGAGCAGGCCCUAGCCAGCUGGGGAGGACUAGGCUCUGAGGGAGGCCAUGGGAAACCCCCUCUGAAUACCGUUUACCAUGAAAACCCUAUUCAUAGGGUAGCCAUAAGUCAGGAUUGAGUUGAAGGCAGUCCAUUUCCAUUUUCAUUUCCAACAUAUGUUGGCUGAAAAUAGAAGUGCACUAUUUUGUUAAAAAACCUGGUGCAAGACAGUCCCUUUUCUAGCCCAGGAUGAGCCAUUUCUGUGGGGUUUCUUGACUGGCACUCAAGGCUUUUGUUGACUAACACAUGAGGAUUUCGACUGGUUUUCCUACCAGCAGAGAAAAUAUAUACACAUGUGUAUUUCAGGGAUAUGUCUACACGACAGACUCAGGAUGGUAUUGAAUGCUGGUCUUCCUCAGAGUAGACCCAUUAAAGUCAAUAAAUGUGACCAAUUUAGAUUCAUUAAUUUCAGUGGGUCUACUCUGAAGUAGGAUUCAGUUGACUAUAACCCUCAAGCUGCUUUUAAAAAAAAUAUUAUCUGUUGCAGUUUCCCCAAAGAAAUCCUGGGAAGUUUCAAGCCCUAGGUUUUACACAAUCCUUUAUCUUAACAUGAGAAGUGCCCUGCUGGAUUUGGCCAAAGACCUGCCUAGUUUAGUGUGUUGCUUACUGCCGUGUCCAGCCAGAUGCUAAUGGGAAGUCCACAAGCAGGUCAUCAGGGCUAUAAUACUCUCUCAGUCAUGUUCCCAGUUGCCUCUUCUCUUUAGUUUCAGUCAGAACCCUUUUCUUGCCCUACUUGCAGAUGCCGGGGAUUGAACCUGGUACCUUCUGCAUACAAAGCAGAUGCUCUAGUACCAAACUGCAGCCUUUCCCCCUAGAAUUUGCCUGCUGGGAGAGUGCUUCUCAGCAAGCAUGCCUCUUGAAGAGAGAUGGGCGCCUCCCUGGCCUUGUACCCUUUGAAACGUAUGAAAGAAUUGGGGUGGGAGGGAGCUUACCAGAGGACAAGCUCUCACCAUGGCAUGCUGCAGAGGGGAUUUGCCAUUACCGGUUUAUGUUGCAAACUAGGGGUGGCCUAUCUCCUACAUGAACCUGCCUAUCAACUGAGGUUGCUAUCUUCUCCAGGAGCCCUUGCCUUCUGAGAAGAGAUGGGGAACCUGUGGCCCUCUAGCUGUUGGACUACAGUCCCCACCAUCCCAGUCCAUCUGCCAUGUGGUCUGGGGCUGAUCGGAGUUGAAGGCCAGAACAGUGGUUCCCAGACUUUUUUGUCCUACGGGCCAUGCUAAAAUUGCGGAGAGUCUUGGCAGACCAUUAAGGGUCAUUAAUCAUUUUUCUGCCUGUUGUAGCAAUUGUAAUGGGAAGUGCUAAAGGCUGUAAAUUGCUAAUUGGUUUUUUUUAAUUGCUUCUGCUUUUCAUAUAUUGCAUUUUACUGAAUUACAGUUAGAAUUCCAUAGAAUUCAAAUUGCAAUACAAUAAAAUAAAUAUGAGAAAUAAAAGAAGCAAUAAAAUACAAUUAACAGUUGAUAUGAAUAUUUAAUGUGAUGGAUAUGCUAUCUCCUGUCUUUAACCACAAAUUCAGGGACGCACUGUGGGGCAUCUGAAUGAAAUAGACCAGUGGUUCCCAAUCUUUGUGAGUACGGGACCCCCUUUAUAAGCUCAAAAAAUUUCUUGAUCCCCUCCAGGAAGGAAGAGGGAAAGCAGCCUUUCUUUGCAGCCUUGCUUCUUUUUGCUCCACAAAAGCUCUCUCUCGUUCUGAGUAAGGGUGUCCUCAGCAGUGGCAGUGCGAGGAGACGGGAGUAGGUGAUAGUAAUCCCUUCUUCUUCCUGGUAUUUCCACCCUCAGCCUCCUUUGGCAUCUGCCAUGUAUUUUAUAGGCAGAAGCCUACCCUUGAUGCACCUGAAAGGAGCUCAGGCGCUUCAGCAAAAGCCCUUCCCUCUCAUUUGGAGCGAGGUGUCAUCUGCAGCGGCAGUGGGAAGCAGACAGUGUCCAGGGAGUGAAGACUUCUUUUAAAAAAUUGAUAAAUCAUUUCUUUACUGUUUGCGGCCCCUCUGGAUUUCUUCGCGGGCCCCCUGGGGGUCACGGCCCCAAGGUUGGGAAUCACUGAAAUAGACCACUGGUGGUCUGUGGACCACAGCUUGGGAACCCCUGAUCUAGAAACAUCUGGAGGGCCACAGGUUCCCUAUCCCUGUUUGGGAGGUUAGGCAUAAUGCUACCGGAGCCUGGGCUUUUUCCAUGGUUUGCACCCUGAUUAUGAAAUGCCUUUCCUAGAUAUGUGCAUCAGGUGCUGUCUGUUACCUCUUUCAGAAGCAGCCAAAGUCCAUCCUAUUUCAAUUGUUAUAUAUGUUUUUGAUGCUGGCUCUACUGUUUAGCUUUUGUAUGUUUGUUUCGCAGGGUGGGAAUAUUCUUUUUCUGUCUCCUUGGCUCCUCUUGGGGAUUAAUAGGUAUUGUUUAAAGUGUUGAUUGAUUUCUACCUUGUUUCAAUUUGCCUUUGUUUUCAUGGAUGCUGUCGGUGGCUCGGAUAGCCAGUGUUGGUGGAAGAGGCUGGGCAGAAACUUUUUAAACAAGUAAAUAAAAUAACUGGUUGUCAAGUGGGCAACGUAAGA